AUGCAGGUUUCUUAUUCAGCAAGCGGUUUACACUUAUCUCAAGCUAACUAUGCAGCCUCUAUUCUUCACCGAGCUGGCAUGGCUGAGUGUAAGCCGAUUUCUUCUCCAAUUUCGUCUAAGGUUAUUGUUGAUUCAACAACUCCUGCUAUUCCUCUGAAUAUCGCUACAGCAGAUCUUUUUCGGCAUUUGGUAGGAUCUCUACAAUACUUGACGCUUACGGGUUCGGAUAUUGCCUUUACUAUGAAUAAGUUAUGUCAACAUAUGCAUAGUCCUGAUGAUACUGAUUUCAAACUGCUUAAACGUCUUCUACGUUAUAUUAAAGGCACUAUUAAAUUUGGUUUGCCGAUUACUGCAACAAGUCUUGACUUCCAUGCUUAUUCAGAUUCUGAUUGGGCUGGCGACCCUCUUAAUCGAAAAUCGAUUACUGGUUUUUGUGCUUUUCUUGGUAGCAACCUCAUUUCUUGGCAAGUCAAGAAACAAAAGACCGUCGCACGUUCGUCUACCGAAGCAGAAUAUCGUGCUCUUGCUACGGCUGCUACGGAUAUUACCUGGCUUCGCAGGUUAUUACAGGAAUUUCAAAUUCUUUCAUCCAAGCCGACAGUCUUGAUGAGUGAUAACACAUCCUCCAUAGCAAUUGCUAACGAUCCUAUUUUCCAUGCUAGAACAAAACAUAUUGAAAUAGAUUUCCAUUUCAUUCGUGAAUGCAUUCAGAACAAUGUGCUUCGCAUUUCACAUGUUCAUACCACUGAUCAAUUAGCUGAUCUAUUUACUAAAGCUCUGUCUAUACCCAGAUUUCAGGAUUUGUGUGACAAGCUUAACAUUGCUGAAGCCACUGUUAGCUUGCGGGGAGGUGAUAAGCAAGCCGACAUUUCAUAA
This is a messenger RNA of Dendrobium catenatum, 876 nucleotides long. RefSeq lists its product as uncharacterized. The record is from RefSeq and is a predicted model, not a curated record. The transcript has a single exon. Bases 1 to 876 code for a protein of 291 amino acids. NCBI's taxonomy places the organism in Eukaryota, Viridiplantae, Streptophyta, Magnoliopsida, Asparagales, Orchidaceae.